AUGUCUGCCAAAAUCUUCCUCACCGGCGCCACCGGCUACAUUGGAGGCGAUGCGCUAUACGAAAUCUCUCGAGCGUACCCCAACCUGGAAUUAGCAUUGCUGGUGCGCUCGCAGGAAAAGGCCAAGGCGGUUCAAACGCAGUACCCCAGGGCCAGAGUUGUUCUCGGUGGUCUAGACGACUCUGGAAUUAUUCAAAAGGAGGCAGCGUGGGCCGACAUUGUUAUCCAUACAGCCGACUCAUCAGACCACGAAGGCGCCGCAAAAUCCAUUGCAAAGGGACUGGUUGAGGGACACUCUGCCGAUCGUCCUGGCUACUGGCUCCACGUGGGUGGGACAGGUAUCCUCACCUACUUCGACUCAGAGGUCAAGAAAAGCUUUGGCGAGCCUGACGACAAGGUCUUCAACGACUAUGACGGCGUCGAGGAGCUCACCAACCUCCCCUCGGCCGCCUUCCACCGCCACAUUGACGAGAUCGUCCUGAGCACGGGCACCCAGUAUGCGGAAAAGGUCAAGACAGCCAUCGUCUGCCCACCCACCAUAUACGGGCAAGGGCGUGGUCCUGGCUCCGGCCGUGGACGACAGGUAUACGAGCUGACCACGUUCAUCCUCAAGGAGCAGUACUGUCCUCAGAUCGGCAGGGGUCUCUCCAAGUGGAACCACGUGCACGUACAAGACCUGAGCACGGUGAUGAACCUGCUUGUCAAGGCUGCGCUUGAUCCGUCGCGCAAGGACGACGCGCAGAUCUGGGGACCAGAGGGGUACUUCCUCACCGAGAUUGGCGAGCACACAUGGGGACCGCUCUCGGAAGCUAUCGGCAAGGAGGUGCAGAAACAAGGUUUGAGCAACAAGGGCCAGCUGGGGACCGAGGGUAUGUCAUACGACGAAGCCGUCAAGUCUCCUGCCGGGUUCGAGGCGGCGAGCUGGGGCAUGAACUCGCGCGCAACGGCCAUCCGGGCCAAGAAGGUGCUUGGAUGGCAGCCCAAGGAGCACGGUAUCUACGAGGCGAUCCCAGAGAUUGUCCAGUCAGAGGCAUCUAGGCUGCAACUCAAGUAG
This is a messenger RNA of Emericellopsis cladophorae, 1053 nucleotides long. RefSeq lists its product as uncharacterized. Lineage: Eukaryota; Fungi; Ascomycota; Sordariomycetes; Hypocreales; Bionectriaceae. The record is from RefSeq and is a predicted model, not a curated record. Bases 1 to 1053 code for a protein of 350 amino acids. The transcript has 2 exons.